AUGGAGUUGCCCCCAAUGAUAGACUGCGUACGCAUCGUCUUCGUGGCCAGCGUCCUCUUCUUCCUCCUGUUGGCCCUCCUAUAUCUCUCCAUCCUCAACUGGGCCAUGUGCGGAACCCCAGCAGACGUCAAAAAGGUUACCCAGAAGCACUGGACCAAGGCUCAAGUCAGGGAGAGGUACGAGGCGAUCAAGGCGAGGCCCAUGACCAUCAGCUCCAUCGCCCACAAGCUUCCCCCGCAACUGCAGAGGCGCUACAUCGUCACGGGCGGCUCCGGUUUGGUUGGCGGCUACAUCGUGCUGUUGCUGCUCGCCCGUGGUCAACCGCCCGAGAGCAUCCGCAUCGUCGACUUUCAAAAGCCGCAUCGCAACGACAUGGUGGUCGGCCCUGCCGCCGAGGUGGACUUUGUCAAGACCGACAUCUCGUCCAGGGCCGCCGUCGCCCAGGCAUUCGCGCGACCCUGGCACCCUUCUGUUGCGCAUCUGCCCCUCACCGUCUUCCACACGGCCGCCGUCAUAGUGCCUUCUGACCGCUCCGAGCUGGUCUCUGGUCUGUGCCAAAAGGUCAACAUCGACGGAACUCGCAACCUCAUCGAGGAGGCAAAGGCCGCCGGUGCCGACGUCUUUGUCGCGACGUCUUCGGCAUCGAUCACUAUAAGGCCUGUCGAGUUCUGGAUAUCGCCGUGGGAGCUCCUCACCAAGGGGCCGCGGUAUCACGCCCAGGUGCUAGACGAGAGCGACUUUUGGAAGCCACUGCGGCCGCAAAACGAAUAUUUUGCAAAUUAUUCUGCGAGCAAAGCUCAUGCUGAGCGGAUAGUGUGUGAUGCCAAUUCGGACAAGAUGCGGACGGGAACUAUCCGUCCCGCCAAUGCCAUCUAUGGAAACCCGAUUGAUAACAUUAUCGGCGGUUCACUGGCCAUGGUGAUAUUCCCAUCAUGGACCCCUCAAAUCGCUCAAUCAUACAUACACGCCAUCAACUGCGCCGUCGCCCACCUCAACAUGGAGGCGGUUCUGGACCCGGUCGACUCGGCCUCGCGUCCACAGGCCGGAAGACCCUUCACGGUCACGGACCCCAACCCGCCCAUCACGAACAGGACCCUGUGGUCGAUGAUGUCGACGCUGAGCAUCACCACGUUCCGGACCGUGCGCAUCUUCUUCCCCGUCGUGGUCCUGAUGGCCGCCCACGUCAUUGAGUGGUACUCGCUGCUCCCGUACCGCUAUCCUCGCUUCAAGCGCAUCUUCCCGCCCCUGAACAACGACAUGAAGCACCUCAAGCCGCCGCUCUUCACCAUCACUACGCACCUCGUAGCCAACCACCAGGGCGACGCCACCAGGCCCGUGAGCGAGGGCGGCCUCGGUUACACGGGGUUGACGACCAGCAUGGACGGCAUGAUCCAGGAGGUCUUGGAGUGGAACCAGGAGCACGAGGGCGUCAGCAGGAGGAACAGGCGCAAAUACAUAAGCUCCGUGACGUUGGCCGAGGAGAUCAGGAAGCUGGGUGAGGCUGCGAUGGCGGUGGGAGGUUGA
Molecule: messenger RNA, 1524 nt
Organism: Pyricularia pennisetigena
Lineage: Eukaryota; Fungi; Ascomycota; Sordariomycetes; Magnaporthales; Pyriculariaceae
Exons: 3
Coding region: 1-1524 (507 amino acids)
Biological process (GO): steroid biosynthetic process
Molecular function (GO): 3-beta-hydroxy-Delta5-steroid dehydrogenase (NAD+) activity
Source: RefSeq, a predicted model, not a curated record